Molecule: messenger RNA, 583 nt
Organism: Ectocarpus sp. CCAP 1310/34
Lineage: Eukaryota; Phaeophyceae; Ectocarpales; Ectocarpaceae
Source: the annotation of a GenBank genome assembly
AUGUCAUCCUGCCCGAAACCUUUCGACCGUGUAACCCUCAACGCAGAUUUUGCACUGACGCCUGCUACGUCGCGAGUGAAGGAGAAGGGCAGGACGUCACUCAGUGGUAUGCGGUGCGCUAUCCUGGNAAUAACAAAACCGAGAGAUUGUUGAUCUGCGUUGGUGGAAGCGUUGCCCGCGAUAUUUUUAAUCGAUGGGCUGCAACCCGCACGCCUGUGCUUAUGCCUUUGGCGCCUAUGUGUAGUGCGCCAGACGUACAGUUCCUGUAUCUCAUGUGCCUCCUUCGCUACGGUCCGUCAAUAGUAUUUCAGCGUUCCGAGUCAAGUCGAAAGUUAAUUGCAUGAUGACACUGUUCCAUAGCAGAAUUUUACUUGAUGUCCCAUUUUUCAAUAAUCGAUGUCAUUUUUGUUUGUUGCCAUGCGCCGUCCGUACGAAACGCUGAACUGUUCCGUCGACGUCCCUGUAGAUACUCAAGCAGCACGCCAGAACCACGUGGUCAAUGAUAGUCGACGUAGGACACACCAGGCUGGCUCUAACUUUGAGCGAAGUAUACGGCGGUGACGUCUUCACCGAGGACCUCGCA